This is a messenger RNA of Sorghum bicolor (sorghum), 2416 nucleotides long. RefSeq names its product cyclin-T1-4. Gene Ontology annotation, biological process: regulation of transcription by RNA polymerase II; positive regulation of DNA-templated transcription, elongation. The record is from RefSeq and is a predicted model, not a curated record. Gene Ontology annotation, molecular function: cyclin-dependent protein serine/threonine kinase activator activity. The transcript has 7 exons. Bases 14 to 2005 code for a protein of 663 amino acids. Gene Ontology annotation, cellular component: cyclin/CDK positive transcription elongation factor complex; nucleus. Lineage: Eukaryota; Viridiplantae; Streptophyta; Magnoliopsida; Poales; Poaceae.
UCCGCGUUUAUCCAUGCGACAGAGCCCUCUCUUCUUCUCCCGUUCCCCCCCACGCGUGCGCUUUCUCUUCUCUCUCCCGUGGCGCCGGCUGGGCGACCUCGCCGCCGGCCGCCGGCCUCGCCAGGUGCCCAGGUCUCCGUCGGGCCCUUCGAAAGGUUCCUUCAGGCCCUUAUCCGGCUGCAAGCACCAUCAGAGACUGAUUAGGAGUUCAAGGAGCAAAUCAAUUUGUAUCGAAUAUAACCAAGCUUUCAUGGCUAUGGUGCGAAGUGAUUCAUCACAUCAUGGAGUUGUGGACAAUAGCCCCAAUGGAUGUGCCCAGGCUAGGUGUGAUGAAGCUAGGAAACUUGGUCCAUCGUGGUAUUUCAGUAGAAAAGAAUUAGAGGAAAAUUCUCCAUCCAGGAGGGAUGGUAUUGAUUUUAAGAAAGAGUCUAACCUUCGAAAGUUGUAUUGCAAGUUUCUACAAGAUUUGGGCAUGUUGCUUAAAAUGCCUCAAGUGACGAUUGCCACAGCGAUGGUAUUCUGUCAUCGUUUUUACCUUCGUCAAUCCCUUGCAAAAAAUGAUAGACGAAUAAUCGCCACAGUUUGUUUAUUCUUGGCUGGAAAAGUUGAAGAAACACCUAAACCUCUGAGGGAUGUCAUCUUGGUUUCUUAUGGGAUGAUUCAUAAGAAUGAUCCUAAGUCUAGUCAGAGAAUCAAGCAGAAGGAAAUAUAUGAUAAACAAAAAGAACUUAUUUUACUUGGGGAGCGAGUUGUACUUGCAACACUUGGGUUUGACCUUAAUAUUCACCAUGCAUAUAGGCCCUUGGUUGAAGCAAUAAGGAGAUUCAAUAUUGAUAAUAAAAGUCCACUUGCUCAGGUUGCCUGGAAUUUUGUAAAUGAUGGGCUGCGUACUUCGCUUUGCCUGCAGUUCCAGCCUCAUCAUAUUGCAGCUGGUGCUAUCUGUUUGGCUGCUAAAUUUCUCAAAGUGAAGCUCUCAUUAGAUGGUGAUAAGCAUUGGUGGCAGGAUUUUGAUGUCACGUAUCGACAGCUUGAAGAGAUUAGCGGUCAGUUGUUGGAAAUGUAUGAGCAAAACCGUACAACGCAGGCACAAUCAUCACAGGGAAGUGAAGCCGAAGGGAGCUCCGCUGGUGUGUGUAAUCAACGUUCAUCUGUAAAGUCUGAAGCAAAUUCCAAGGAACCAUCUGCUCAUGGUUAUCUUCAGGCAUCCAGAUCGCAAAAUUUGCAGCAUUCGUCCUCAACAAGCGCUUCAGGUCACCAUGACGAUGGGCACUCAAAUUCAGACAAGCAUAUUUCUGGCCACAAAAUGCUGCAAAAUGACAAUGCUAACCAUGGUGGCAGCAAAGAAAAGAACAAAAGUGGAAUCAAAACUGAUACUGGUAUGGACAGAUUGCACCAUGACAAAAAGUUCUCGCCUGGACAUCGUUAUCCAGUGGAAGAACAUCAACCACAUCGAUCGGAUGAUAAUUCCAAUGAAACAAGAGAUGGUGUUGGUGGCCUUGAAGCUCCUGUUGUGUCAACCUCGAGAAUGGAUGCAAUGAAUAAAAUUGACAAGGAUAAAGUAAAAGCAGCUCUGGAGAAGCGAAGGAAGUCGAAAGGUGGUUUUGCCUCAAAGGUAAAUUUGAUGGAUGAUGAUGAUCUACUUGAGAGAGAGCUAGAACAAGGUGUUGAGUUGGCUGUUGAGGUUGAGAAGAUUAAACAGGAUAAGAAGCAGAACUUGUCCGAUGGUAGCAAGCAUCCACCAGACCUUCAAAACACUGACCAAGUAAUGGAGAAUGGUCACCAUGUCAAGCAGAGUCUACCAACAACAGCUGAAGACAUGGGCUGUCUGAUGGACAGUAAAGAACAACAUCCUUCACCAUUUAUUAAGCAAAAUGAUGUUCCUGAGCACAAGUCACAGCAGCUUGAUGACACAUUGAAGCACCAAAAGGGCUAUGACCAUCCUCAACUUGUAGGAGGCCCUGAGCUGGAUGGAAAGGACUGCAAGAGACCUAAGCUCGACGGGUAGGUUUACAUAUGAUUUUGGAUGGUUUUUUUUGGAAACUGACAUGAAUUCAUUGUAUGAUGAGGAGUACAUGUUGAUGAGCAUGUGUCUUCAAUGGUGCCUGACGAUGCUGUGCCCAAAAUUGCUGUGCUGCGGAACAUCAAGAUGAUGUGUCCUGCAACUGAUUGCAGUUUACAAAUUGAGGAAAGUCGGGCAGCAAUAUUUACUAGGUUCCAACAAACAUUGGUAUAUAUAUGAACGAAACAUGCUCUGAUGCUCAUGCUUCUGGUAACAGUUGCAUUCAUUUCUUGUAUGUGAUGUUCUGGUUAAAGCGAUGCAAAGGUUUUGCAAGGCAUGAUGAUUGUCCCAAUCAAGGUCGCAAAUAUUGGUGCAGCCUUCCUUUCCAUUGUCCUAAUUAAAUGAUUUCCCUUUUUU